Symbiodinium sp. CCMP2456 is the source of this 1024-nucleotide messenger RNA. Lineage: Eukaryota; Dinophyceae; Suessiales; Symbiodiniaceae. The record is from the annotation of a GenBank genome assembly.
GCUCUAUCCGCAUGUGGCCAGAAGUCGUCCGGAGAUCGCCGGCAGAAUUACCAGUAUGUUGUUGGAGAUGGAGAACUCAGAAGUUCUGAUGCUGCUGCAAUCCGAGCAGCACCUGCAAGCAAAAGUUGACGAAGCAAGGCGUUUGCUCGAACUGUACAGCAAUGUGAGUCCGCCUGUGAAUCCCGCUGAAAUUGCGGGACAACCGCCGGAAGUGCAAAGACAGUACUUUGGAGAGAGGCUUUAUCCUCGAGUGGCCAGAUACCAGCCAGAGCUUGCUGGGAAAAUCACCGGCAUGCUCCUGGGGUUGGAGAGACAUGAACUCCUGGAGGUCUUUGAGAGUGAGCAGACGUUGCAGUCGAAGGUCGAGGAGGCUCGCCGAAUCAUCCUCUUGCACGUCGACGAAGUGGCUCCUCCCUGCACUGCAGCUGAACUAGCGGAACAACCGCCGGAGCUGCAAAAGCAAUUUCUCGGGGAAAGGCUCUUUCCACGAGUGGCGUACCACCAGCCGGUGCUGGCUGGCAAAAUUACUGGCACGCUGCUCAUGGAGAUGACGAAUGAAGACCUCAUGGAGCUGUUAAAGUCCAAAGAGAUGCUCCUAGAUCAGGUCAACGAGGCACGGCGCGUCAUCGAGGAGAACGCGGGCAUCGCGGGAAAACCCCCCGCGGUCCAGAAGCAGAUCAUCGGGGAGAGGCUCUUUCCACAAGUGCUCCAGUACUACCCUCUGCUGGCUGGCAAGCUGACCGGUAUGAUGCUGGAGAUGGACAACUCCGACCUCUUGGUGCUUCUCGACUCUUCCCAGCUUUUGAAGGACAAGGUGGAGGAGGCCAAGUUGGUGCUGGACACGACAUGUGGACCGGACGCACAUCUCCUCACCGAUGAGCUGCUACUGCAGGCAGAACAGCCCUUGGCCGACAUCGAGGCUCAGCAGCCGACGCCUUGGUUCGCCGAGCCCGAGCCGACCGGAGACUUGGAGUCCGAGUCCUCGCAGGCUUCUCCCGUGCUCUCUCCUCUCGCAGAGGGCAAG